Messenger RNA from Parascedosporium putredinis, 3618 nucleotides. The record is from the annotation of a GenBank genome assembly. Lineage: Eukaryota; Fungi; Ascomycota; Sordariomycetes; Microascales; Microascaceae.
AUGGGUGUAAAUGGCCUCUGGCAAGUAGUGCAACCUUGCGCACGCCCUACGAAUCUCGCUACCCUCAACCGCAAGCGCCUAGCUGUCGAUGCCUCCAUCUGGAUCUACCAGUUUCUCAAGGCUGUGCGAGAUAAGGAGGGUAAUUCGUUGCGAAACUCCCACGUCGUCGGCUUCUUUCGUCGUAUAUGCAAGCUGCUAUGGUACGGAAUCCUUCCCGUCUUCGUCUUCGAUGGCGGCGCGCCCGCCCUGAAAAGACAAACCAUCCUUGCACGGAAGAGGAGGCGUGAGGGCAGACGUGAGGAUGCCGUAAAGACCGCAGGGAAGCUUUUGGCUGUGCAGAUGCAUCGCCGUGCCGAAGAAGAAGAAGCGAUCCGCAAGAAAAAGGAAGCCGCAGGACCGAUGCCCGUAGACGAGAACGAGGAGCCUCUACCUGACAUGAACAACGUCGUGUAUGUCGAGGAGCUAGGCAUGUCCAAGCAGGAGAGAAUGAGGAACCGCAAGUUUCACAAGCAGGAUCCUUACCACCUACCCACUAUAGAUACAAGUCUUGCGUCCAUGGCGCGGCCUGAGGAUCCACGCAUCAUGAGUAUCGAAGAACUUGAGGAGUACGCACGCAACUUCAAUUCUGGGGAGGACAUCAACCUUUACGAUUUCAGCAAGAUCGACUUUGGCGGCGACUUCUUCAAGAGCCUUCCCUCUGUUGACAGAUAUAAUAUUCUAAACGCAGCGAGGUUAAGAAGUAGGCUGAGGAUGGGUUUGAGCAAGGAGCAGCUCGAAGACAUGUUCCCCGACCGUAUGGCCUUUUCGAGGUUCCAGAUCGAGCGAGUGAGAGAGCGAAAUAAUCUUACACAACGUCUCAUGCAAGAGGCCGGAAUGACCGGACUUGACCUUACGAUUAACGGUAGCGGCCGCAUCGCGGGCGACAAGGACCGCGAGUACAUCCUCGUGAAGAACGAGGGAGCAGAAGGAGGUUGGGCGUUGGGGGUCGUGAGCAAGGAUAGGGACCUCGGCGAGAGCCACAAGCCGAUUGACGUGGAUGCUCUCCAGUUUGAGUACCAGAAAAAGAGCGAACCGGAAGAGGAUGAUGAGGAUGAUUUCGAAGACGUGCCCAUCCCGGGUUUAAAUAGAUUGCCGCCCAUCAACCAGAAUACUGGCCCCGUUUCCGCCGCCGCAGAUUUGGAAGCGAGAGAGAGAUACGUACGCCAAAGGCUCCACGACUUUACGACGAACGAUGGCAAUGCCGAACCCCUCGACGAAGAUCCCGAUUCCCUUUUCGUCGGCCAGGACAUUGACGACCCCCAAUUUCCCAUUGGCGGAGAAUCCGGAUUAUACACGGAAGAGGAAGAUGAUAUUAACAAAGCAAUUGCCCUUUCCUUGCAAAGCCAGCAUGGCAUCGGAAAUCAGCCUGAGUCAUCCCUGGGAGAGGGCGAGCCAGAGGAACCUGAGAUAGCCGCUCCGGUAUGGAAGCAAAGAGCAGCCGAAACACCCACAAACCCCAUCAUGACAAAGAGCGGCCGGAUGGUAGCCCAUAUUGUCAACAAUCGCGCCAAUGCGGCUGUUGCGCGACAACGUGUCGUUAAUACUAGGCCAGGCAACGAGGGUGACAGCGACAGCGACAGCAGCGUUGACCUACAAAGGACAUUAGCUAAGAGCAACAAGUCUCGUAAAGAAAAGCCCGGAAAGUCUGACCCCAAUGCAUCGAAUCCCUUUGCGCUCCAAACCCCCAAACCACCUCAGCACAACCUAGAAAGCGCCGACGGGGAUGCCGCCAUGGACGAACUCCCAGGUGGGUUCGAGAGAGAGCCGCAUGACGACAAGGCGCCCAAACCACUUCCACCCUGGCUCGUUCAUGAUGGUGACAUACGCGACUCGCUGAAACACCAGAAAACCUUGCAGGAAGAGAUGAACGCAGAAGAUAGGGAUAUGGCGAUUGAGAAACAGCAAGAAUGGGAGCGGCAACAAAGGGACGAAAUCCUCGAGAUAUCAUCGUCUGAUGAGGAGUCGAAUGACGUUGAACUAGUUGAGGAUCCGACUUCGCUCCUUGAAGACAUCCCUAUUGACCCUGCGCUCACUAUGUCGGGAGCUAUAUCUUCGGAGGCGACUCUAGAGGUGGCCGCGCAUGCCUCACCUGAUUCCCCAGAGCCGGAAUUUGAGAACGUGGGGAUUUUAAACGAGGCGGCAGCCGCUUCGGUUCCACCAACGCUGACCGUCGAAAUCACCUCCGACUUAGAAAAGCGAGCUCCCCAGGGUAGCCUUCAUCCUACCGAGGAAAUGAUGCUUCCAACGAGAAUGAGUGCCAAGCCAUCGCCUGAAGCCAAAAGUGCAGAGCCUAGUACGAAAAACGAUGAUUUUCUUUUCAACGACGACGAUGAUGCUAGUGUUGAAGACGACGAGGAAGAGUUUAGCGACCCAGAGGAGGCCGAGCUCUUAGUACAGAUGGAAGCAGAGGCGCAAGAGCAUGCCCGAUUCGCAAGCGAGCUGAACAGCAAAUCCACGCAAGAAAACCUGAGAGACUACGAGAUGGAGCUUCGGCAGCUUCGGACACAGCAGAAGAAAGACCGGCGAGAUGCCGACGAGGUCAACAGCACAAUGGUUGCGGAAUGCCAAGCGCUCCUUGGCCUCUUUGGUAUCCCAUACAUCACGGCACCGAUGGAAGCGGAGGCUCAAUGCGCCGAGCUGGUAAGCUUGGGGUUGGUAGAUGGUAUUGUCACAGAUGAUUCGGAUAUCUUUUUGUUUGGCGGAACGAGGGUUUACAAAAAUAUGUUUAGCACCAAUAAGUUUGUCGAGUGCUACUUGUCCUCCGAUCUAGAACGGGAGAUGUCUCUCUCCCGAGAGCAACUCGUAUCCCUAGCGCAGCUUUUGGGAUCGGAUUACACGGAAGGGCUUGCGGGUGUCGGACCCGUCACAGCAGUCGAGAUCAUCUCCGAGUUUUCUGGGCCGACAGGACUCGAUGAUUUUCGAACCUGGUGGGACGAUGUCCAGUGCAACAACCGGCCUAGGGAGGCCGACGCAGACAAGCCAUUCCGCCGAAAAUUCCGCAAGUCACAGGCUACGAAGCUCUUCCUGCCACCGGGGUUCCCCAGUCCGGCUGUCACCGAAGCAUAUCUCGAACCAGAGGUUGACCAUAGCAACGAGGCGUUCCAGUGGGGAGUCCCGGACGUAGAGGGCCUACGGCAGUUCUUGAUGAACACGAUUGGGUGGGGCAAAGCCCGGACGGACGAGGUGCUGUUACCCGUCGUCAAGGACAUCAACCGAAGGGAGAUUGAGGGAACACAGGCCAAUAUCACGCGGUUCUUUGAGGGCAGUGUGGGGACAGGGCGCCUAGAGGCAUUUGCGCCGAGGCAGAGGACAACGACAAGCAAGAGGAUGACGGAUGCGGUCAGCAAGCUAAGGCAGAGAACAUUAGUAGAUUCUAUGGGGGUGCAGACGGAAGCCAGUGGUCAAGGCCCCAGUACUAGUGUCCCGGCCGUUACCAGUCGUGCUAAGCAGCCGCGCAAGCGGCAGAGGCGGGAUACGGCGAUCGAGGAAUCUGAUGAAGACGGCCCCGCUGAACACGAGGACUCCGCGGACGUUAACAAGAGGAGUGGUGCCGGGCGUGGCAAGAAGGCUAGGGCUUGA